CCUCUAUAAUCAAGGUACUCCUGACUGCAGCUACAGACUGAUAGCAAGAGGCAGGGAGGGCUUUUACAGACAGAGGGAGAGUGUAGAAAUAUUAAACAGGGAAAGUUAGAAAGUCCCACUUCUGUGUUCACCCUUCCUUGACUGCUGCCUCUCCAUUCCACUACCUGAGGCAAAACAAAACCACAUGCACCCAGAGGUGCUCCAGGAGGCUUAGAGGGCUGACUCUAAAGGAAAGAAGGGAAUUAAGCAAUUUUGUUCUCAAUCCGCUGCUUCCAAACUCAGGAGAAAUACGGGAUUACAGCUUGUACGCCUUCCCCACUUACUUUUCUCUUUCUCCGCAUUUUGUCCCUCCCUGAGAUACUUGAGAAAGUUUGGAUACAACCUUCUUGAAUUGUUGGUCCCACCACAGAGAGGCAUGGCACAAGGACAAAAGAGCCCCAGGUGGGCAUUAACCCAGGGUUCCUUCAGCUUGGCAUUGGGCACGUCGCUAUUCUCCCUCCUGUUCCUCCUCCUCCUCGCUGUCUCGGCCGCAGACGAGUACGAUUAUUACAGCUGGCAGUCGGACAACUUCCACAAUGGCCGCUUCUACACCAAGCAGCCCCAGUGUGUGGACAUACCAGCUGACCUGCGCCUGUGCCACAAUGUGGGCUACAAGAAGAUGAGGCUGCCCAACCUGCUGGACCACGAGACCAUGCCAGAAGUGAAGCAGCAGGCCGGCAGCUGGGUUCCUCUCCUGGCCAAACGAUGCCAUGCUGACCAGGUGUUCUUGUGCUCUCUGUUUGCACCAGUGUGCCUAGACAGGCCCAUCUAUCUAUGCCGCUCACUGUGUGAAGCUGUAAGGGACAGCUGCGCUCCAGUGAUGGAGACCUACGGCUUUCCCUGGCCCGAGAUGCUGACAUGCGAUAAGUUCCCCAUUGACAAUGACCUCUGCAUCCCCAUGCAGUUCACUGGGAACCACGCAACCCAGCCGCCAGUGUCAAAAGUGUGUCCUCCGUGUGACAAUGAGCUGAAAGCGGACAACAUCAUGGAGCAUUUCUGUGCCAGUGACUUUGCCCUGAAGAUGAAAAUCAAGGAGGUGAAGAAGGAAAAAGGAGACAGGAAGUUGAUUGCGGCACAAAAGAAGAAGAAAGUGUUGAAGCAAGGUGUUCUUCGGAAGAAGGACCUGAAGAAGCUGACCCUGUAUAUCAAGAAUGGCGCCAACUGCCCGUGCUCCCAGCUGGACAGCCUGGGCUCCAACUUCCUCAUCAUGGGCCGCAAAGUGGACCAGCAACUGCUGCUCAUGUCCAUUCACAAGUGGGACAAGAAAAGCAAGGAGCUCAAGUUUGCCAUCAAGUACAUGAAGUCUCAUCAGUGUCCCACCUACCACACUGUCUUCCAGUGACACGCUGGACUUCUUGUCCCCAUCAGCCCUGCACUCCUUUUGGUUCAAUGCAGAUACUAAUUAUCACUUCAAUAUUCCAUCCUUAAACUCUUGUACAUCUACUGCAUAGUCCUAUGGGAAUUCCCGGAGUGCACCGGCUUUAUUUUUUCAUCUUUAACAUAGAUCAGGUUACCAACGGGGUUAUUUUGAUCUUACAAUAAUCUGACAUAUAAAUAUGGCUGAAAAGAAGGGCACUAUACUAUGCCAGCCCAUAAAAGCACCAAACAAUCUGCAGAUUUUUAUGGUAGGUAAUGUGAUGUAAUUUAAUUCUUGUAAUUUUCUUUAAAAACAAACAUAUUUUUCUAGCUCCUGUCUUUUGAAAGAACCUUUGUGAUUUGAUGUAAUGCAGCCAAUCGCUUGCGUGAUAUUUUCCAUUUUGUGCCUUUAUCAAAUAGACAAUAGGAAUGAGAAAUGGAAAGAUUUGAUGGAUCUGUUGGGGGGAAUUGAUGUUUGAUUGUUUAAUGAUUGAAUGUAAAGUGAGCUGAGUGAGAAAUGAAGGCUUCCAUCUGUGUAAAAUGAGCUGAGGACGCUACACAUAGGUUGUGCACGGAGCUACGACACAGAAAUGUGUAAAAUGAUUUCAAAGUGUAAAAAAAGUAUGUAAUUCAUAUUAGAUUAUUAAAAAAAAAAAUGUUUUUUUUUCUCACCCUGCUGGAAAAGAAAAGUGAAGAAAUGAGACACAGCAAAGAGACUGGCAAACCGGAUGAUGCUUUCACUGACUUUGUGCAGCACCAUUUUUGUGGACUGAAAGUUGUUAAACUUGAAUUUUAUUUUAUUUUUUAUUUCUUUUGAGGGGGGGGGGGGGGGGGCUAGGAUGGAGACAGAAAUGGAGAAUAAAUCAGAAGAUGAGAGAAAGACUGGCCAGAAGGGACAAUGCCAGAUUGAUCAGUCACUCUUCAAAUAUUUCCCUUUUUUUUUUACUUAAAUUGUUUUAAUUUGCUUCAGCUAAACGUAUGGUAUGAAAGCAGCAAAAUCCUGUGUGCAGACAUAGCACCUGAAUUCAGUGUUGCUGUAGCGAUAAAAGAUUAAAAAAAUUAACUUUGACAAUAUUUUCUAAUCACUUAAUCUGUAAGUAGGUGCAUUGGUCUUACAAAUAAAUAAAUAAACCAUAUAUUAAAAUUU
Molecule: messenger RNA, 2542 nt
Organism: Thalassophryne amazonica
Lineage: Eukaryota; Metazoa; Chordata; Actinopteri; Batrachoidiformes; Batrachoididae
Gene: sfrp5
Product: secreted frizzled-related protein 5
Biological process (GO): non-canonical Wnt signaling pathway; negative regulation of canonical Wnt signaling pathway; canonical Wnt signaling pathway
Molecular function (GO): Wnt-protein binding
Source: RefSeq, a predicted model, not a curated record